Molecule: messenger RNA, 1208 nt
Organism: Lotus japonicus
Lineage: Eukaryota; Viridiplantae; Streptophyta; Magnoliopsida; Fabales; Fabaceae
Product: urease accessory protein G
Exons: 7
Coding region: 78-962 (294 amino acids)
Molecular function (GO): GTPase activity; nickel cation binding
Source: RefSeq, a predicted model, not a curated record
UUAAUUAGAUUAAUUAAUUGAAACCAAAUCAUCGUUUUUUUCGCACCAAGUAUAGCUCAAGUCAACAAAACAUUUUCAUGAUAAGCUUAAGUGAUAACUGUGACCACAACCACGAACACCAUCACCACCACCAUCAUAGUGACCAUGGCCAUGACCAUGAUCAUCAUGAUAACUCCCACUCUCACUCCGAUGGAGUUGCAUCAGCAGGAUCCGAUUCAUAUGUAGGUCCUGAUGGGAAGGUGUACCACAGCCACGAUGGUCUCGCGCCACACUCUCACGAACCCAUUUACUCUCCUGGCUUCUUCACCAGAAGAGCUCCACCUCUUAUCAACAGGGAUUUCAAUGAAAGAGCUUUCACCAUUGGCAUCGGUGGACCAGUGGGUACUGGGAAAACUGCUUUGAUGUUGGCCCUUUGUGAAUUUUUGCGGGACAAUUACAGUCUUGCUGCGGUGACAAAUGAUAUAUUCACAAAAGAAGAUGGCGAGUUCUUGGUGAGAAAUAAAGCACUUCCGGAGGAAAGGAUACGUGCUGUAGAAACUGGGGGCUGUCCACAUGCUGCGAUUCGAGAGGACAUCAGUAUUAAUCUUGGACCAUUGGAAGAGCUUUCAAACUUGUACAAAACAGAUAUACUUCUUUGUGAAUCUGGGGGAGAUAACCUGGCUGCCAAUUUUAGCAGGGAACUGGCUGACUAUAUUAUUUACAUAAUAGAUGUGUCUGGUGGUGAUAAAAUUCCUCGGAAAGGUGGUCCUGGAAUCACGCAAGCUGAUCUCCUUGUGAUAAACAAGACUGACCUUGCACAAGCAAUUGGGGCUGACUUGGGAGUCAUGGAGCGAGAUUCUCUUCGGAUGAGAGAUGGGGGGCCAUUUGUCUUUGCACAGGUGAAGCAUAAGGUCGGGGUAGAAGAAAUUGUGAAUCAUGUCAUACAGGCAUGGGAGGCAGCUACAGGGAAGAAACGUCAUUGACAUUUCUUCGAAAUACGGUGUCAUCAUCACACGUUAUCUCUUUACACGCAUUUUAAGUACUUCAGCAACAUCGUGUUCUCUACUUGGAGCCUGAGCUCUUGUGUAGUGUCUAUUUGCAUGUUUCAUUAACAACGCCAGGAACAUGUUACUACUUGGACCUUAUCAGUUUGUAAGAGCUUUCUUUUCUAUAUUGUUAUGGUAAACUCCCUUGGCAUAAUAAUUUUAUAAGUUAUGAGAGUUGUUUCA